Molecule: messenger RNA, 668 nt
Organism: Rhizophagus irregularis DAOM 181602=DAOM 197198
Lineage: Eukaryota; Fungi; Glomeromycota; Glomeromycetes; Glomerales; Glomeraceae
Molecular function (GO): RNA binding
Source: RefSeq, a predicted model, not a curated record
AUGGCAAAACAAAUGCAAAAUUCCAUCAGAAAUUCAAUCGUUUCGACUACUAUUAAAAUUUCCAAAGAUAUUGAAGUUGGCAGAUUAAUUGGUCGUAAAGGACGUAACCUAAAACCCAUUGCUGAAAAGACUGGUACACAUAUACACAUAAUUGAAAAUACAAAUCCAAUAGAAAUUAAAAUUGAAAUAAUUAAAGAUAGAAUUGGAAAUAGUUCUCCUUGGGAGAGGAUUGAUGAAGCAAAAUUUCAAUUAAAUAAAUUACUAGAAGAUAUCGAGACAAAAAGUCAAAGAAAAGAUAUGGAAAAAGAGGAAAAAAAUGUUAGAAUUUCAGAUAAUGGUAACCAUCAACACGCAACACCAAGAAAUCAUAAAGAUAACGAUUCGAAGGAAAAAAGAAAAAGAUUUAACCGAAAAAUGUCGCAUACGACCAAAACACGACAAUCACGAAAUAAGGAAAAUGUCAAAAGAAAUGCUUAAUUCUUUUUUUUUCCCUUUUAAUUUUUAUUAUCAAUUAUCAAUUAUGCAUUUUUUUUUUUUUCAUUUUAUUAUCAUUCAAUUACGCAUUAUUUUUAUCAUUUAUUUUAUUCUUUAUUAUCAAUUAUGCAUUUUUUAGUUAUAGAAAUAAAUAUCCUUAUGUAACCUUUUUUUUUUUAAAAAAAAAAUAAAGG